CCCGUUCUGCGUCUGCUCUUUCACAUCCUCACCGUUUUGUCUAGUGUUCUCCUAGCAGACACUGCAGAUUCUUUAAACCCGCGCUUCUCUCCCUGCUCCCUGCUUCCUGAUUUUACCCGCAACCAUGGCCGAUCCGCUUCUCUUUGAAGACACCUUCACCAUCACCGGGAUCAAUUCGCAGAAAUACGAUCGCGUCUCCCGUCUGACAUGCACGUCCACUGACUCAUUGACAACUUUUACUCUCGAUGUCAAUACAGAGCUCUACCCCUGCUCUGUGGGAGAGUCUGUCUCCAUGGCCCUCGCGUCGACGCUUUCGCUCGACGGCAAGGAAGACACCGGGGCGAGAACUAGCUGGAGGGAAGUUGGGAUAGGCGAGCAGACUCUCGCGAAUGAUUACGACUACGUCUGUCAUGGGAAGAUCUAUCGGUUUGAGGAGGGUUCUACUACGGGAAAUAUGGCUGUCUUCAUCUCCUUUGGUGGAUUGCUGCUUUAUCUUGAGGGCCCCUACAAGAAGCUCGCACCGUUGAGGAUUGAUUACGUUUACUUGCUUCUUAAGAAAUGAGUGAUAUACAUUGCUCUGCUCUUCCUAAUCUCGGGGAUUCUUUUUUUCAUUCUGGAACCAGUCAUAACGGUCUCCGUUUCAUCUAAAAAGUGCGGUUGUAUAUGUUGAAUUUCUUUCGGGUGCAGCGUCGGCGUUCGAACGGUAUUGGGUAUCGAAUAAUAGAUUAUCAAAAAAUACAGCCAUGCAUAUGAUAUGAUAUAUACACAU
Molecule: messenger RNA, 769 nt
Organism: Monascus purpureus
Lineage: Eukaryota; Fungi; Ascomycota; Eurotiomycetes; Eurotiales; Aspergillaceae
Source: the annotation of a GenBank genome assembly